AUGGAUGCCAAAGAAGUAAAGUCCACCAUAUCGAAUCUUGAAAAAUCUGCUGAGGAUACUACAAUUUUGAAAUUACUCAAUAUUUUAAACGAUGAAGUGGUUCCCACGGAAAAGUUGUUGAGGGAAACAAAGGUUGGUGUGGUGGUGAACAAAUAUAGAGGUCAUGACAACAAAGAGAUAUCUUCAUUAGUGAAAAAAAUGAUUAGGGGAUGGAGGGAGGCGGUUCAGAAUGAAAAGAACAGCAAAAAGAAACCUGCAGCUAGCUCGACAGCAUCAACUCCAGCUUCUUCAGGAUCACCUGCAUCAACGACUCCAAAUGCGGAUACAUCGGGCACCGGUUCAGUCAACGGGAGGACAUUUAAUGGUCCACGAAGUGCAAAAUCUGAUGGAGUCAACACUACAUUGUAUGACAACCCCACUCGUAAUGCAUCGGUUGGUGCGUUGUACUCAUCCUUGGCUGUCGAGAGAAACGAUUCGCCUCAACAUAUUAUCACGAUUGCCUCAGAGAUAGAAAGUGAGGUGUUCAAAAGUGAGUAUCUGAAAGUCAAUGACUCUUAUAGAAACAAGUUGAGAAGUUUCACAAUGAAUCUUCGAAAUAAAAAGAAUCCUGAGUUGAGAGAACGGGUUUUAUCCAAACAAAUCACAGCGUCUCAAUUCAUUAAAAUGACACCCAACGAAAUGGCCCCUGAAGCAUUGAAGAAAGAGAUUGAAAAAUUACAUAAACAAAAUCUUUUUGAUGCGCAAGGUGCUACUGAAAAGAGAGCGGUUACUGAUAGAUUCACAUGUGGUAAAUGUAAGCACAAGAAGGUGAGUUACUAUCAAAUGCAAACCAGGUCUGCAGAUGAGCCUUUGACAACAUUUUGCACAUGUGAAAACUGUGGUAAUAGAUGGAAGUUUUCGUGA
Messenger RNA from Lodderomyces parapsilosis, 903 nucleotides. Its product is annotated as transcription elongation factor DST1. Bases 1 to 903 code for a protein of 300 amino acids. The record is from RefSeq and is a predicted model, not a curated record. The transcript has a single exon. Gene Ontology annotation, cellular component: nucleus. Gene Ontology annotation, molecular function: RNA polymerase II transcription regulatory region sequence-specific DNA binding; zinc ion binding. Gene Ontology annotation, biological process: transcription elongation by RNA polymerase II; transcription elongation by RNA polymerase I; transcription antitermination. NCBI's taxonomy places the organism in Eukaryota, Fungi, Ascomycota, Pichiomycetes, Serinales, Debaryomycetaceae.